AUGGCCCAAAUUAAUCAACAAAAGACUGAUAUUGAAGUUCUUCGAAACUCUGUCGGUAUGUAUGAUACAUAUGUAAUCCCUGCUUCACCUUUACUCCUGGGUUAUACGGCGAGACGAUCUCAUGGUUCAAAGCAGACAGAUAGAGUAGGUCGCAACAGAAAUGUGAAGCAUGGAAAUGAUCAAAGAUCUGAUAGAAAAGAUGAGAUGUUUCGAUGUUGA
Melampsora larici-populina 98AG31 is the source of this 219-nucleotide messenger RNA. RefSeq lists its product as uncharacterized. The record is from RefSeq and is a predicted model, not a curated record. Bases 1 to 219 code for a protein of 72 amino acids. NCBI's taxonomy places the organism in Eukaryota, Fungi, Basidiomycota, Pucciniomycetes, Pucciniales, Melampsoraceae. The transcript is spliced from 2 exons.